CUGCUGCCUGUCUUAUUUACCCAUACUGGUUGGCGCGACGUUGUACUACUCUUGCCACACACUAAGCUUGCGGACCAAGUACAUGGGGCUUCUAUGCAGUAAGAGCCCGCAUUAGCUAGGAGUUUGUUUUCCAAAUCGUUGUACUGUAGUUGUGUAAUACGCGAUUGCGUAACAAGGGAGGCGAUGCUCAUUCACAAGAAAGGGCUUGCACGGCGGUCGGAUGGCCCUCGCAGUCGUCGCUGCUGUGCGGUGGUUCGCGCUUUGACGCAAGUGGCGACGCCACAACCCGCAUCAAUUCAUAUUACCGUAAAUAAACCAAAUUUAUUUUACAAGGCUGUCGUCUUUGAUAUGGACGGCACGCUUUCUCAGGCGCACAUCGACUUUGCGGACAUGCGAGCCAGGACUGGCAUCCCAGUGGGUGAUCUCUUCACAGUUAUGGACGCCUGGCAGGACGACUUGCGCAUUCGCGCUGCCAUGGACACAAUCCUGGACAUUGAGGCACAUGCGGCUCAAGCGGUUAGCGCCAAGCCUGACCUCGGGCGCUUGCUGCAGCUACUGCGGGACCACCAGGUUCACGUAGCCCUGGUGACGCGGAAUACUGCGGACAGCGUGCGCGCGUUUUUCGAGCUCAUAGGGCCCGAGUGGGCGUCGCUCUUUUCUCAUGUGCUCACGCGGGAGUUUGCAUUUGUCAAGCCUGACCGGCGCUUGCUAGCCCAUUUGGCCAAGACUUGGGCCAUCGACCCAUGGGACAUGCUCAUGGUUGGGGACUCUUUCGAGGACAUCGAGUGCGGCAACGCUAGCGGCACGGCGACAUGCCUGGUUGCUGGCGGUGGCAACGAGAAGCCGGGCACCGCUGUGGAGGUCCCUCCGGGCGCAGUGGCCACCUUCGCCGUGUCUGGGCUAGGGGAGCUAGCAGAGCGGCUGCAGCGGGCAACGGAGGAGGGGCCAGCAGCGGCCGGUGUGGCGCUGGGCUGGCCGGCGCGGCUGGCGGCGGGCGAGACGAUGGGUAUAGAGGGCUCCCCAGCUCCCGGCUUGGACUUCUUUGACUGGUUGUCCGCAUGCGGGGCGCUGCGUUGCGCUCCCUGCUCCUUCCCACGCAUUGGGCAGGCUGCGGGCGGGAUGGCGACUUGUGAGGCCGCUGAGUGGGGGGAUCGAGUGCUGCAUGUGUUUUGCGGCUCGGGCGCUCUGACCAAGCUGCUUGCAAGCCAGGGACUGCAGGUGUGGGCUGUGGAUGAGGACGUAGAGGUGUGUCGGAGACGUGGCCUUCGCGCCGUACCUUUCUCCGCGGAAGCGCUGAGCCCACGUUGUCUGGAGGGAGUGCUAGCCUCCGCACCGAGCGGUGGCUUCGAUUGCGUCCUUUUAGAUGCACCGAGCAUGGCGGAGUCGCAGCGCCUGUCCUGGUGGGGCCCCCAAGGGCUGCGCUCCCUGCUGCCGGCAAUAGCAAGCGGAGGACGCCUGUGCAUGCAGGUGCCUCUUGUGGGUGCUGUUAACCCCGCCGCUGUGCUGGGGUCCCUCCGGGAAGCAGGGUUCACUGUACGACACUUUCGGGUAGCACAACCGCAAGCGGGCUGCGCAGGGGAUAUGGCGUGCAGUCAGCAGCUGCAGAUUGUUGCGAUGUUGCCUGCGGCAGUGUGAACGAAGCAAUUAACCGCAGCAAGCCGCGUUGUGUGCUGGGUGUCUGUCGGAGCUAGUAAAAUAGACACUAGCGCGGGCUGGUGUCGUCACGAGCUUACUGUGUUGCCAACGUGAGCAGGGUUGACGUCUGCAUGCAUUAUGUGAUGUGCAUGUGCACGUGAAAGGCGUGAUCCAUCGAAUUGUUGUGGUUUGUGUGUGGCUGCACCCAAGUACUUGGCGAGUCGGUUGUACUGAUGACUAAGUAACGAGGGGCGGGUACCGGUAACUGGCGCUUGCUGAAUAAACGGUACAUUGUGCGUGUUGUGUUUGAGCGGAAGUUGACGUAGGCAUUUUCCGCUUACUUUACAGUAAGUGUUUCAACACACGCAACACAAUUACCGCAUGGAUUGAAUGACAUUGUGACCUGAUGCAACAAGGUGCCUGCCGA
This is a messenger RNA of Astrephomene gubernaculifera, 2062 nucleotides long. The record is from the annotation of a GenBank genome assembly. Lineage: Eukaryota; Viridiplantae; Chlorophyta; Chlorophyceae; Chlamydomonadales; Astrephomenaceae.